Ambispora gerdemannii is the source of this 261-nucleotide messenger RNA. NCBI's taxonomy places the organism in Eukaryota, Fungi, Glomeromycota, Glomeromycetes, Archaeosporales, Ambisporaceae. The record is from the annotation of a GenBank genome assembly.
AUGCUUAUUUCAUCCGAUUCAUCAAAAUCCGAGUACGCAUCUUCCCUUUCGGGAUCCGAAGAUGAUUUCGGUGAUGUUUUAUUUUUUCUUUUUGAUGAUGAGGACGACGCAGAGAUUCUUAACUCUACAUUAGAAGCAUUUAUUUCGACUUCUGUAUCAUUGAUACUAUUAGAGAUUGGACCCGGGUUAGGUACCCGCGGGUGGGUCGGAUAUCUGGAUUGCGGUCGUAGCUACUCGGUGGAUGUGGCGAAAAAAAAGUGA